AUGGGGGAGCUAAAGAAGUUAGUAGAGGAAGGAAAAAUUAAGUACAUUAGGCUAUCAGAACCUAGUCCAGAUAGAAUAAGAGCUCAUCAUGCUGUUCAUCCCAUCACCGCGCUGCAAAUGGAGUACUCUCUCUGGACCCGUGAAAUUGAAGACGAUAUAAUUCCCCAUUGCCGAGAGCUUGGAAUUGGGAUUGUUGCAUAUAGUCCUCUUGGUAUUGGAUUCUUUGGUGGGAAGGCAGUUGUAGAGAGGCUGCCAAAUGAGAGUGUGUUGAGUUCAAAUCCAAGGUUCACAGGAGAGAAUUUAGAGAAGAACAAAGUCCUAUAUGCAAGACUUGCUAACUUGGCUGUGAAGCAUGGUUGCACACCUUCCCAAUUGGCUUUAGCAUGGGUUCUCCAUCAGGGAAAAGAAAUAAUCCCAAUCCCAGGUACAACUAAAGUUCAUAACUUAGUGAACAAUAUCGGAUCAACCUGGGCAUUGAUUUUUCUUGCUUUUUCAUUUAAACCGAAAUAG
Molecule: messenger RNA, 510 nt
Organism: Ziziphus jujuba (common jujube)
Lineage: Eukaryota; Viridiplantae; Streptophyta; Magnoliopsida; Rosales; Rhamnaceae
Product: perakine reductase-like
Exons: 5
Coding region: 1-510 (169 amino acids)
Cellular component (GO): cytoplasm
Source: RefSeq, a predicted model, not a curated record